AUGCCGAAAUCAAGGGCUAAAAAAGCAAAGGGCAAAGGAAGAGCCGGGCCAUAUACCACGGACACGUCUUCGAAGCGCUCACAAAAAUCUGCACAUCCCACUACUUCUACAAAAUCAGAAUCUCCAAAGCCAGUGGCGAACACGCGCUCUGCUAGAAAGAAAGCGGCUGAAGCUGAAAGCAACCGGUCUCGGUUUAUCGAAUUGCCUCCGGAGAUCCGACUCCAGGUCUACGGAUAUUUCGCCUGCUGCCCAUCGGACUUGGAUGACCCACAUACGCCCAUUUUCGGCCAAGAAGAGUGGAAGGAGAUCCAAGUCACCAGACGCUCCUUGCUCUCAGUGUCACGUCAAGUCAACGAUGAUUGGACCCCUUUGUUCUUCAGCACUACCUCUCUCGUGAUCAAACCUGCACCAUUGGCUAUGUCCGGCAGCAGAACCAAGAAGAAAGGUCAAGAUGAUUCAAAUGAAGAUUCAAAGGCUGCGAUUGCGAGACUCGCCAAGGCCUUAUUGGCGGAUAUUCCAGUCAACAAACUACGAUACGUGAGAAAGCUGGAGUAUCGGCAUCACAGACCAUGUCCAAGAAAUGGAAAGAUCAAAAAUGACGAUGGGCUUAUACACCUCGCAGACAUCCUUGGGCAUGUGAAGAGCAAACUGCUACAUCUCACUAGUGUGGCCUUUGUUGUUGAUUGGACUUGGGACAGCUUCGUGCCGUACAUGUAUGGUGCGACUGAUGACCAUGACGGGGCAUUUGCGUUUAUUGAUGUUAAUGGACGACUUGAGGAAUUGUCUCAACGGAUCUUGCGUGAUCGUCGUGGCGCUAUUCUUCGAGGUUGGAGUGUCGAGAAGAAGGCCUACUUCACUCGAGCAUAUCAGACUCUUUUCUGGAUGGUCAAAGGGCUCGAACUCACUUUCCGCAACACCGCUGCUGGACUGCCGCAAACGAUUGAUGAGUGGGUUCAACUCGGCCAAAAACUUGCAUCUCGACCAUGA
Molecule: messenger RNA, 987 nt
Organism: Exophiala xenobiotica
Lineage: Eukaryota; Fungi; Ascomycota; Eurotiomycetes; Chaetothyriales; Herpotrichiellaceae
Exons: 1
Coding region: 1-987 (328 amino acids)
Source: RefSeq, a predicted model, not a curated record